AUGACGAGUCUCCUACAGUUUCUGCGGAGGCUCUACUCUCUCGACACGCUCGACACUCGCCUCACCGUCUCCUCCAGCACCCCCGUCAAAGCUGUUUCCGAUAGUAAAGAUGGUCGCGCUCAGGAAAUCGCUGCUGGCGCUCAGCCGUCCAAAUGGAACACCCCAGAGUUUUAUGUUUAUUAUCUCGUCUUCCUCACGGUUGUGCCGAUGAUGUUCAAGACGGUUAUCGAUGUGUCGCAAGAGAGCCAUCCUACUUACUCUACUUAUGCUCGUUUGCUUUCUCCUGGAUGGAUCCCUGGACGUAAAGUGAUAUUCGGUGUGCUGAGUUUGAGGCGUGAUCAGGACAAUUCAGAUCUUCAAUAUGCCAGUUUUCGUGACAACAUGCCCUAUCUAUUGAUUCUGCUGGCUGUGCAGCCGAUUCUUCGUCGGAUUUAUAACCGUUUCAACUCAAUCGAGACACACAAAUCUCAAGAAGGGCAAAAACAGUUCGCACAUAUCGCCGCCGCAGCGGAUGCUCGUCUGAAACAGCGCACGGUGUUUGAUUUCGGUUUUGCCAUUUUGUUUCUCAUUGGCUUGCAUGGCAUCUCUGUUUUCAAAAUAUUUUUCAUCUUAUACAUCAAUUAUAAAAUCGCCAAGGACCUCCCUCGGUCUUAUAUUCCGGCUGCAACGUGGAUUUUCAAUCUGGUGGUUCUAUUUGCAAACGAAUUGUGCGAUGGCUACCCGUUAGCCAACAUCGCCAAACUAUUUGUCUCACCGGAAGUUUUAGCUGGAGAUAAGACCCCUACUCUAGUUGAAUGGGCGGAAUUCUUGGACGGCUUCGGUGGAUUGAUGGCUCGGUGGCAGAUUCUUUUCAAAUUCACCAUUCUACGUCUGAUUAGCUUCAACAUGGACUAUUAUUGGAGCCUGGAUUACAGAUCAGGAAGUCCAAUUGAGAAACAACUCGAUCCCGCCUCGUUAUCCGAACGGGAUCGUGUCUCUGUGCCGGCGGAUCCAUCAGCUUACAAUGCAUUAAACUACACUGCAUAUGUGCUCUACUCGCCUCUCUACCUAUCUGGACCAAUUGUCACCUUCAACGACUAUGUAUCUCAACAGCGGUAUCCGUCUCCUGCUCUCACUCGCGCUCGGAUUGUGUUGUAUGGCAUCCGAUUCUCCCUCAUUGUGCUGUGCAUGGAGCUCGUCCUACAUUUCAUCUACGCAGUCGCCAUAUCGAAAUCCACGACCGACUGGUCAACCUACACGGCCGGCCAGCUCAGCAUGCUAGGCUACUUUAACCUGCACAUCAUUUGGCUCAAACUCUUAAUCCCGUGGCGCUUUUUCCGACUGUGGGCAUUAAUCGACGGGAUCGAUCCACCAGAAAAUAUGGUCCGAUGCAUGUCAAACAACUACUCCGUCCUUGCCUUCUGGCGUUCGUGGCAUCGGUCCUACAACCGCUGGGUGGUACGAUAUCUCUACAUCCCCUUGGGCGGUACCGGAAAUCCUCGCACCACCAAGCCAUCCCCCGCAACCCAACCAUCCCCCACCGCAAAGUCACUCCUCUCUCGCGCACGCGGCGUCAUCAACCAACUCGUCGUCUUCACCUUCGUCGCCGUAUGGCACGACAUCAACCUGCGACUACUCAUGUGGGGAUGGCUCAUCACAUUCUUCGUCCUGCCGGAAAUCAUCGGCUCUCUAUUGUUCCCAGCAUCGAAAUGGCGUUCUCGUCCAACAACAUAUCGCGUGAUUUGCGGUAUUGGGGCGGUGAGAAAUAUCCUGCUACUGAUGAUUGGUAACCUGGUGGGGUUUGCUCUGGGACUUGAUGGGGUGAAGGGGUUGGUAGCGGGCAUCUUUGAUUCUUGGGUUGGCUUGGUCUUCUCGUUGGGUGCUUGUGCGGCGCUUUUUGUCGGUGUGCAGGUUAUGUUUGAGACUAGGGAGAGUGAGAAGAGGAUGGGGAUCAAACUGAAUUAUUAG
Molecule: messenger RNA, 1947 nt
Organism: Talaromyces proteolyticus
Lineage: Eukaryota; Fungi; Ascomycota; Eurotiomycetes; Eurotiales; Trichocomaceae
Product: putative glycerol:H+ symporter
Exons: 4
Coding region: 1-1947 (648 amino acids)
Biological process (GO): GPI anchor biosynthetic process
Cellular component (GO): endoplasmic reticulum
Source: RefSeq, a predicted model, not a curated record